Messenger RNA from Ylistrum balloti, 2883 nucleotides. Its product is annotated as centrosomal protein of 70 kDa-like. Lineage: Eukaryota; Metazoa; Mollusca; Bivalvia; Pectinida; Pectinidae. Gene Ontology annotation, biological process: regulation of microtubule cytoskeleton organization; cilium assembly. The coding region runs from base 62 to 1939 and encodes 625 amino acids. Gene Ontology annotation, cellular component: centrosome. The record is from RefSeq and is a predicted model, not a curated record. The transcript is spliced from 19 exons. Gene Ontology annotation, molecular function: gamma-tubulin binding.
AAGUCGGAGUCCCUUGCGAUGGGGAGGCCAAAAGGAUUGGCGAAUAUCACCUGGAGAUGAUAUGGCUGAUUCAGGAUAUCAGAAAGAAGUGGAGGAGUGGGUAGAGCUAAAUAGGAAGCUCAAACAGACUGGCCUCCCAGGGAUAAAGCUGCUUCACCCAGCUGAUGUAGCAUUACUUGCAGGAAGGACGAUAAGUUUGGAUAUACCCAUGAGUAAAAUAGUUCGUGAGAAUAUGAUGUCACUGAUGGGGGAGAGCGAUCAUAGACAAACACUGAUCCAGGAUCUUAUUCUCACAAACAACAAGCUAAAGGAGGAUGUUGAAAAGCAGUUAUCUUUAGCAGAGAAAUACCACAGCCGAAUGAAGGAGUUGAAAAUUUUGCUGGAGAGUUCAAGGACUAGAGUACAAGAACUAGAACAAGACGAAGACAUGAAGUCAUCAUUUUACGUGGAUGAGGAAGAAAAAUUGCUUAAUACCAAAAAUGCUAUACAUGCAAAAUGUAAACAUUUACAACAUAAAUGUCAGACCCAAGAACGAGAGAUAGAACGCCUUAAACAGAAAAUGCAGCGAAUGGCAGAGGAGGAAGACAAAAGGACAAGUAGGCAGUCACAAAUUUUCCAGGAGUUCAAGAAAAGAACGUCUCGGGCACAUAACACCAUGGAUGACAAGCUGUUAGAUGUCAUAGACUCCUAUGAGAAGCAGAUUCAAGGACUUCAGAAAGAACUGGACUUUCACAGAUCUGGUACUACGUUGCCACCACAAGAGUCCGAUGAUGAGAAUCCUUUCCAGUCACUUACAUCAGGAACCUCACAGAACCUGAAAGCUCUUAUAAAGUCUUAUGAGAAACAGCUGAAGGAUGCAAACAAGAAAAUAAAAAAGAUGGAGGAUGAAAAAGAAUUGGUAAAACUAGACAUGGGCUCAAGACCUGAAGUUGGAGAUUACCGCGUAGCACAGCUGAGAAUUAAAAAGUUGGAAAAAUUGUUGGCAAUUCACAGCAUCAGUGUGCCGGGAGAAAAACCUUCAAAGGAUCCCUACCGUUCAAAGAAAUCCUACAGCACAAAGAUGGAGGAUGUGGAAUAUCUACCUCUCGACAUCUGCCGCAACUACCUCAGGGAUAUCACUUGUGAGUUGGAGGCUGACGACCUGCAACAGGUACUCCCCAGCAUACAGAAACUUCGUGAUGAGAUUGACACUGCACAGAGAUAUGAACAGUUCUGUCGCUGUGUAGAAGAUAUUGUCUCAGGACCGGAAGGCAAGAGAGGUCGCAGGUCAAAUAGUCCAUCAAGGCGCAAAAAUGUGUUAUCUGAGAAACGUCUUCAGGAAAAUAUGUCUACUGUUGAAGGAUGGAAACAAGACCAGGAGGGACUGGAGGAGUUACAGAUAUCCCUGAACAAGCUUGGUGAGAGAAUUGCACCUUGGCUUAAGAUCCGAUUGGUUGGUACUGCUUCUGUACCACGGAUCCUCACUGCUGUGGAUAAACUAGUGUAUGAUGAUGGUAUUACUGUAGGCAAGGAUGGAAAGGAACAUCCUUCAAGGACGGUCCUGGAGAAUAUCGUCCAACAUUUCCAGACAUUGUUUGAUGUUCCGUCUGUGUCAGGAGUCUUCCCUAGAAUGAAUGAGAUCUACACAAAACUUGGUGAAGUACACAACAUACUGAAUACUCUGAAGACACUUCUAGGUUUGGAUGAAGACACAAAGUCAACAGAUAUUGUUGAUGCAGUAGGAAGGCUUUGUCAAUCUCACACUACAACAACCAGCAAACAGUUGAAGGCACUCCUACAGACAGAGGAUCUAGAGGGUGUGAUCAGAAGAUUAGAUGAACAUAAAAAUUUCUUCCCAGCAUUUAAAGAGAUAAUGAACAAACUUAUGGACAUAUUAGACAUACAUAGACUUGACCAGGUGAUUCCCGCAGUGCGAGCCCUGAAGCUACUUGCCAGUUGAUGUGGAGGAUAUGGUCACUGCCAUCCCUUCAACAAAACAUAUGGAAUUAAUUGUUACACCAACUAGGACUUGUCAUCUCUUGUGGAAGAUAGCCUUUUGAACUAAGGGAACUAGAAUUCAAGGCAGCAUUCAUGCUAUUAUAAUUAUGAACUGUAAGCUGUGAUUUAUUUAUACAAAAAACGUGUAUUAUCUUUUGUUUGUUUUAAAAGGUGACAGGAUCUCAUAUUUAUGAGAAAAAAAAAACAAUGUUUUCUUUUUGGUGGAAAAUAGUCAGGACUUUUAGAAAAAAAAAAACAGUGACAUGGUCAUUGGUUUAAGACAUACAGUAACAGCGUGUGUGUUUAAGACAUACAGUGACAGUGUGUGUUUAAGACAUACAGUGACAGCGUGUGUGUUUAAGACAUACAGUGACAGUGUUUGACUUUAAGACAUACAGUGACAGUGUGUGUUUAAGACAUACUGUGACAGUGCGUGACUUUAAGACAUACAAUAACAGAGUGUGUGUUUAAGACAUACAGUAACAGAGUAUGUGUUUAAGACAUACAGUAACAGAGUGUGUGUUUAAGACAUACAGUAACAGAGUGUGUGUUUAAGACAUACAGUGACGGCAUGUGACUUUAAGACAUACAGUAACAGAGUGUGUGUUUAAGAUGUCCCUUUGAUAUAAACUGAAAAGGCAGAAUGACAUGGAUUUUAUACAUUUUACAACAACUAAGUUGUUCCAGUUGCAGUGAUAUAAUGCUUGUAUGAAAAUGUUUCCAAGCCAAAUACUUAUCAGUUAUCAGGACCUUUGGUUGGAAUCUUGCACAAUUACAGACUGUUAUUGAGAUUUUAUCUGUUGAUUUGAAGAUUAACUUUAUUUGUACAUACAUGUAUUUUUAAAACUGUAACAUUCAGGGGUCUUGUAAGCCUUAUUUAUUUAGUUCUUUUGUUUGUCCACUAAC